AUGAAUUAUAACGACCUGUGGGGACUAACGCUGGCUGAGCUGGGCUCCUCCAGACCCUGCGAUGAAUUUGGGAACCCGUCUGAGGUGAACAGCUGCUCCAUCUGUCAUCACGGCCCUAGGUACCCUCUGACUCAGGAACAGUGCCAGGUGGCCUCCAGGCACAUCCCCCGCAGAGUGAGAAGAAGUUCAAAGGAAGCAUCAGCUGGCUGCUGUCAUGACAACACCAGAAAGGGUCCCUGUUACUAUGGCAACACAGUGACUGUCCAGUGCUUCAGAAACAGUCACUUCGUCCUGGUGGUGUCCCGCGAAACAGCCUUGGUGUGCAGGACACUAAUCAAUGUCCAACUGGUCUGUACCGCCCCCCAGCUGCUCCCCAACCAGGAGGCGGGAUCCUCCGUGGUCUCCACGGCUGGCCCUCUCACCUGCUGUGACACCACAGUCCAGGUAGAGUGGGGGCCACACUGCAUCCAGCAGAACCAGUUGGUGUCCAACAUCGGCAUCUGGAUGGGGCCACACGGUUCCAUCGUGUGGGACGGUGCCUUCAGGCUUCACAUCCACUGUGUCUUCAAUGCCAGUGACUUCGUGCCCCUCCAGGCGUCCCUCUUUCCUCCCCCUCCAGCCACUGUGACCCAGUAUGGCCCCCUGAGGCUUCAGCUGCAGAUCGACAAGGGAAAAGGGUACGACAAGGCUUUUAGUUCCUACCACAGGGAGGGGGACCACCCCACUGUGGGGCUGCUUCAAGAGUCUGACCCCAUGGAGGUCUGGCUCCUGCAGAGGACAGACCCCAUGCUGGUCUUGGUGCUGCAUCUGCACUGGGCCGCUCCCAGCGCCAACCCCUUCCAGUAUCCUCAGUGGCCCAUCCAGUCAGGUGAGUGUCCUUUCGGUGACAGUCAGGACCUGAAUGACGGCCUUGGAAGGGUAGCUCUGCCCUUCCACUCUCACUACCAGUGCUUCACCGUCGCCACCUUCGCCCCACUGGACACUGGCUCCUGGAGGGCCCGCAGGGGCCAGGUUUACUUCCUUUGCGGCACCUCUGCCUGCUGCCCCUCAGGGCUAAAGACUUACUCGACCACAUGUAGCUCUGGGGCUGCAGGUCAGUCCAGGGUGGAGGACAAAAUAGGGGGGUCACCACAAUGACAUUGCCAGGCCCAGAGCAUGGUGAGCUCUCCCAGGCCACUGGGCUUUGAGGAUUCCUACAGGUGGGAGUCUACGCUGGGGCCUGCAGGUUCCACCAUGAGCUGCAACCCAAGACCUCGCCUCUGGGGAAUUCUUUUGCUGUUGGCUGUUGCCCUGGUCCGAGGGGUUGGCGUCUUUGUGGACCUGAGCCAGGCCAAGCCCAGAAGCUCCUGGAAGGCAACAGAAGGUGAACAGGCUGAAUAGACCCUUGUUUCAAGCCUAGUGAAAGCAGGUGUGGAAAAGCUACUUGUGGUGACUAGACAGAAUCAUUCUCAGCUUAGACACUUGCGCUUCAGAGUCAGCUCUGUCCUUCUAGAAUCGCGGCCUCUAUUAUUGGGUAGCGUCCAAUGCCUCGCAGGACUGAAUUUAGGAGACUUGGCCUCUCCGCAAGGAAAGGCAGCGUUCCAGGCAGAGAAAGCAGGACGAGAAGGUAGGGGGAGGUCAACUCACGGCAGAGUCAGAGAACAGCAGUAGCUGGGAAUCGGGAGCCUGGCGGGGCUAAUGGCGGGUGAGGGCUUGUCACCUUCUCACAGCCACAGGAGUUCUGACUGGGCGUCCUCGAAGCAUGCCACUCGGUUGCCAUCGUGGAUGAGGGAAUCCAGAGCUCCCGGGGCCGAAAGAACUAACCUUGACUUGAACAAGCUCCUCCCAGGCCCCCUCGAGCCUCCCAGCCUCCCAUAGAGGAUGCUGGCUACUCCUCCCCUCACCAGCCCCCCUUCCCACUCACUUGGCCCCUGGGACUGGUCCACACAGGGGUGGUCGGCACAGGCUGAACGGCAGCCUGUUGGCCCUGAUGCUGCCUGAUGCCAUAGUGGGCACGGCUGCCAGACAGGUCAGUACCAGUGCUGGCUGUGCUGCCGACCGUCUGCUCGUGUAUGACACGGACCUUCAUCUCUGACUUGUUGGUCUGGAAAGGUCUUUGCUGCCAUGUAGAGCUUCUAGGGUGGGAAAGGUAACCCAACCUAGGCGGAAUGGGCUGGGUUCAGCUGGCUGCUGGAGAAUCUGGUGGGGAAGUGAAACUUGGUUUCAGAUACCUCUCUGGCCUUUGGUAGGGCGUGAGUUAGAGAAGUGGCGUAAAGGGAACCGCAGUGCUUGAGUCAGGCCCGUGGCCUUGACACCAUGCAGGCACUCUCCAGCCCUGGCCAGCUCCAUCUUUUCUGUUUUCAGGAUACUGGUCGAAUACAAGCCAGGCUAUUUGAUUAUAACCCUGGCUCUGCCUCUUACUAGCUGUGUGAUAUUGAGUUAUUGAACUCUUCUGGACCUCGGUUUCCGCAUCUGUAAAAUGGGAAUAAUACCUAUCCCCAUAGGGGUGUUGGAUAAAAUGAAUUAAUAGAUAAGAAUCCUUAGAAUAGUACAUAACAGCCAACAUUUACUGAGUACUAUUAACUACCAGAAUUUCUCCUCCUCCUGCCCCAAAACUAAUGCUUACCUAAAUUUUUUUUUUUCUUCCCCAUAUGAGGACAAGCUUAUAGCUCAGGAUGAGGAGGGGCUGGGGAAGCAGCUGCCUUAGGCUCUUCUAGCAGAAUAGAGCACUUAGGCAGGAAGAUCCAGACACUUGCUAUGGAAGUUAGUUAAGGAACUCCCCUAGCUGGGACUGUUUCCCCAUCUGUGACUAGGGAUGACUUGUUCUGUCCAACCUCCUGGCUUGUACAGGGCCUACGGGAUAUACUUUUCAGGGCUAGUGCAAAAUAAGUGAGGAUUCUCAGCUUGGAUGUUAUUUGGAGGAGCCAGGCCGACAGGCUCUGAGGGGUCAGGGAUUCAGUUCCAUCCAGGGCCAACUCUUCUUACCAUUGCCUUCAUUGCACGAGCUCAUGGUGAGCGUUUAAACAGCACGGAGGGGUGGUUCUGGGAACGGCAUCGAUGCUGUGUUUAAACCAAGCAUGAGUCUAUAGAUGCCAACUGGAAUCACAUCACGUAACCAACUUUUCUCUUUAACUUUUUUUUUCAUGUGAAGGUAGACAUCUUGUGUCCUUACCUAUUACUUGUAACAGCUGCAUUCUCCUUCGUAUCAUGGUUGAACUAUAUAUUUGAUCUCCUUUUUUAAAAACAAUGUUUUUUUAUUAAAAACAAUUAAAAAAUUUUUUUGACCGGGCCACAUAGCUUGCAGGAUCUUAGUUCCCUGACCAGGCAUUGAACCUGCGCCAGGGCAGUGAAAGCAGCAAAUCCUACGCACUAGACCACCAGGGAACUUCCUGAUCUUCGAAUACAAUUAUGUAAGCGUGUAAUUCUUCGUAUACCAUUUUCUCAGAAGAAAUUCUUAGAACUGCUGGGUUGAAAGCUACGCCCCUCUUGACCGUAGGGCUCUGGGAACGUACGGGUGCCUGUUCCCCACACUCUUGCCACCACAGGUCAGUAGCGUUCUACGGCUUUGCCUAUCGGAGCAUCACUGGGUAAACAGCAUUGCUGAUUUAACAUGGACCUCUUUGAUUAGACGCCAAGCAUCUUUAUAGCCGCUUAUACCUUAUAAAUUGCCUCUUUGUGUCUCUUAUCUAUUCUCCUGAGUUUGUUUCCUUGUCUGUAAAGAGCUUUCACACGUCAAGGGGUGGAUAUCCUCAUGUUUCAAGUUUUCCACUGAGUUGGCCAUUGGUU
Orcinus orca (killer whale) is the source of this 3765-nucleotide messenger RNA. RefSeq names its product zona pellucida glycoprotein 1 (gene ZP1). Gene Ontology annotation, molecular function: structural constituent of egg coat; acrosin binding. Gene Ontology annotation, cellular component: egg coat. The record is from RefSeq and is a predicted model, not a curated record. Lineage: Eukaryota; Metazoa; Chordata; Mammalia; Artiodactyla; Delphinidae. Gene Ontology annotation, biological process: binding of sperm to zona pellucida; prevention of polyspermy.